Messenger RNA from Rhodotorula toruloides NP11, 2976 nucleotides. RefSeq lists its product as uncharacterized. Bases 1 to 2976 code for a protein of 991 amino acids. The record is from RefSeq and is a predicted model, not a curated record. The transcript is spliced from 13 exons. NCBI's taxonomy places the organism in Eukaryota, Fungi, Basidiomycota, Microbotryomycetes, Sporidiobolales, Sporidiobolaceae.
AUGAACGAGAUCGAGAACGCGAAAUUCGUCGACGGCGACGACUGCUCGGUAUGUCGCAGCAACAUCUACGAAGACGUCAAAGCCCCACACCGAGACUACCUGUUGCGAGUUGUUCUUUGCGGAACCUGCUGUAUCAAGUUACUUCGACGGAAGGAAGACAUCGCGACGCUGCACACGCAGUUGCACCGCAAGACCUUCCACUGCUGCUUGUACGGACGAAGACCCUCCGACGACCCUGCGGCACCUCCGUUACCGGACGACGUUUUCUUCGUGCCCGAGGUGCUCAAGCAGUCGGCAGAGCUGUGGCUCGCAGAGGUGGACGCCAUCGGUCAUAACGAAGACGCGACUGCGGCACACGUGGCUCAUGUAGCGCGGCGCCAGCUCUACAAGGAGCAGGUUAGGCUCGAGGCGGAGCAACUCCUCGCAAAUGACGACAGGAUAGCUGAUGAGAUCGAGGAGAGACUUCUCGCCCUCGGCUUCGACAGUUCCGACAUCGAUGGUUGGCGAAGUGUCGACUGGUGCCGCGCCUGCUUCUCGCGUGACUACGCCGACGACCUCGAGCGAUGGCGACAUACUUACGGCACGGCAUCUGUUGAGGUCGCCCGGAGCGACGGCUUACAAGGUGUCACCGAUGCGGAUAUGAUCGUCGAGCGGGAAAUGGGAGAGGAGAUGGACCUCAAGCGGAUGCUCGCCGCAUGGCACGUCGGAUGCUUACCCGCGCGCGGCAGCCUCGAUCAACCAUCGCCCUACACAGCAGAGUUGCUGACUGAAGAAGAGUGGGUCGCUGGAAAGACGCCGCUUAUCGAGUACGCCGAGCGGCGGCGGCAGCAGCGCCUUCGAUCAGAAGCGCUGGGUGCGUUUCAGGAUCGUCAAGAAGCACUCAGACCUCUCUACAACCGACUCCGACCAGUAGUGACGCCGCGAACACAAGGCGUCUUCGUUCAGUUUGGCCAAUUCGUCGACCUUCCAAGCGUCAAGCCGCUAUGGAGGCGCGGUGCCGUCCCUGAGGAUGCGGAGACAUGGACACGACUUGAGGCAGUCAUUACCAGCGACAUUCUGCAUCGCAUUCACCUCGACAAGGUCCUCCUCUUCGACCGCAUCGCCCGCUCCCUCCUCGGUGACGGCUAUCGCAUCGGCGGCUUCGCUCAGUUUGUCCUCGAGCGCGAGCCUUCGCCCUUCGUCGACUUCGACCCGUCGAAAGGGCUCGCUCCGUACUUCGCCGCCUUGAGUGACGGAGACAUGAAACCGAUCUUCGACCGCCUCGCCGCGCUCUUCCGCUGCGGCGUCUGCUCUAAAAAGCUGUCGUACCCGGCGAUUGCGGUUCACAUCGACACGAAGCACGGCCCGUACGGUCUUCUGAGCAGCGCGUGUCCGCCGAGCGACUCGUUCCGGACUGCGCUCAAGCGCUCGCUCGGUGACAUAGGUGCUCCGUUUGACAUCUCGGCCGUCGACUUCAAGGCGCAAUACGGCCCGCAGCGCUUCGACACGUACCUGAGGACGAGGGACGGCGGCACGAGGAAAAGCGAGUUCGAGAGCUGGGCGACAGUUACGGCCGGCAGCACGGUGAGCGAGCAACGUGACCUCAACGACGGUUUCAGGCGGGACUCGAGGGACCGGGACAUCGUGAAGAUCAAGCCCUCCCGCUUUCCCAAUGUCGUGCGGUGUUCCCAGGCGACUUCAGUUACUACUUUCGGUCUGGUCUGUAACGAGGAUAGUAUGAGCCCGUCGUCGUCGUUGCGGAACUCUCUGUUCGCUUCCUCUGCGUUGCUCCUCUGCUCAUCUCGAAGUCUUCCUCCUUCUACGCCACUAUUCGCUCAAGCAGAGGCUCCUCGCGACAGGUUCAGCUUGUUAGCUCGCGGGGAAUCGCCUCAACAACUCCUCCCGCCAUCCUUGCACCGCCUCUCUCACUCCUCCCGCUCGCUCUCCCGCUCGCAACUCGACGAAAUGGGUGGACUGACAGACAAACUGGGCAUCAGCUCGCUCACCUCGUUCGCCUCGAGCAAGUUCGGCAAAGCAUCCUCACCAUCGUUCAGCAGCGUCGGUAUCGAGGGAAAGGAAGGCGGAGAGGUUGUCGAGGGCGCUGGAGCUUCGCAGCCGGCGGGAGGACGGCUGAGAGAGGUGGGUGCGACGGCGCCAAGCUGGUUGGAUGACGAGGACGGCAACUCGCUCCUCGGCACCAUCCUCCGCAUCCUCGAAGUCUUCCUCCCCUUCGUCAAUCUCAUCAUCUUUAUCGCACAAGCGUCGUUCCAGGCGAAAUGGAAUGUUGGCAUCAGCGGGCGAGUCGGCUUGUCGCUCUUCGUCUGCAUCGAGGCGCUGGUACACGGUGGACUCGUUCUCUCGGCGUUCACGCUCGCCGACCGCUUCCAUUUCCUCCGCGGCCUUGAGCGCGGCCUGAAGCAAGUCCGCAUUGCCGUCAUCCUCAACGCCUUCCAGACGGGCGUGAUGCUCAUCCUCGCCCUCGUCACAUCCAUCUCGGCCAACGUUGGCGGUUGCAAAGACGCCUCGAAGGACCCGCACCAUGACCUCAAAGGCUACACCGACGCCCUCCCCGGUUUCUGCCGCGACAAACGCGCGAGCGCGGCCUUCUUCUGGCUCAACUUUGUCGCGUGGGCGAUCACGCUCGGCUUGUGCCUCCUCACUUUCGCCCGCAUUCGCCGCAACCCCCGCACAGGCGGAUUCGUCCCUCCCGGCAGUCAUUUCCCGCAAGAUGACGAAGAGGCAUGGAACCGACCUUCGUACGAGGCGGGUUACGGACCGAGCGAAGGAGCGGGAGGAGAGCAGGGGUACAGGCCCAGUCACGAGUACUCGGCGCAGGGAGAGAGGUUGUUCGAUGAGCCGAGGGGCUACGCAACGACGGGCAUCCGCGAUCCGUUCGAGGACCCCGGGUAUGACUCGAGUGCUGGGCAGGGGAGGUACGGCCGCGUGGACGACCCUUACGAGGCCAUCCGGAAUUCGAUGGACGUCCACCGCAAGUAG